Messenger RNA from Sordaria macrospora k-hell, 1128 nucleotides. RefSeq lists its product as uncharacterized. Gene Ontology annotation, biological process: GABA catabolic process. The record is from RefSeq and is a predicted model, not a curated record. Lineage: Eukaryota; Fungi; Ascomycota; Sordariomycetes; Sordariales; Sordariaceae. Gene Ontology annotation, molecular function: succinate-semialdehyde dehydrogenase (NAD+) activity.
AUGACACCAAAUGCAGGACCGACCGAGGCCCACGAGCAUAGCUCUGGCCCGUCCAACUUAAUGGAUCAAGCACAGCUGCUGUAUGUCGAUGGCCGAUACCAACCCAGCUCAGACGGCGCUACCUUCCUUGUGAACAACCCAAUGACCAGCCAUCGCAUAUACAAUUGCGCAUCAGCUUCCGUCGACGACUACAGCCUCGCCAUCGAGAACGCCCACGAGGCAUAUCAGUCAUGGUCCAAAACAGGUCCUACCGCUAGACGGAUGAUCUUCUUGAAGGCUGCGGGUAUACUCGAGUCGUAUCUACACCGGGAUGCUGGUGAGAUAAUGUCACAGGAGAUAUCGGCGCCAGAUUACUGGGUGAAGAUCAACAUCCACUCCACCGCCGGAACACUGAGGGAAGUCGCCGGUCUGGCCACUCAAAUACGAGGCGAAGUCAUCCCGACAGACCGCCCCGGGACAACGGCAUUCAUGGAGAGGCAGCCAGUUGGGGUCGUGUUUGGGAUAGCUCCCUGGAAUGCUCCCGUGAAUCUCACGGCAAGGGCUAUCGCCUGUCCUCUCAUCUGCAGGAACACAGUCGUGUUGAAGCCAUCUGAGUACAGCCCCAAGAGCCAGCAUCUAGUUGUGCGAGCCUUGGCCGCCGCCGGACUGCCGCUAGGAUGCCUGAACUUCCUCCCCACGAGCCCCAAGAGAACACCGCAGGUGACCGAGUUUGCCGUAAAGCACCCAAAGGUUCUCCGGGUCACCUUUACUGGAAGCGACCGGGUGGGAAGAAUCAUCGGCGGUUGGGCAGCCGAAUGUGUAAAGCAGUGCAUCUUGGAGCUGGGCGGCAAUGCACCGGUUCUUGUCUUUGACGAUGCCAACAUCGAUGAGGCUGUUGAGGCUGUGGUGUUCGGCGCUUGCGAGAAGUUCAAAGCGAAACUUCUAGCUAAGGUCGCAACUGUGAAGACCGGGAACCAUCUGGAGUAUUUCGGCGUCUCGUUCUCGGGCCUCUUCACGCCGGCAUCAGCGAGGCGCGUCAUCGAACUGGUGAAGUCAGCAGUUCACGGCGGCGCGAAGCUGCUUGCGGGCGAUGUGGAGAUCACGGGCCCCAACAAGACCAUUGUGAGGCCUCAUAUACUGGAAGGGUGA